This is a messenger RNA of Arabidopsis lyrata subsp. lyrata, 1785 nucleotides long. RefSeq names its product F-box/kelch-repeat protein At5g49000. The transcript has a single exon. NCBI's taxonomy places the organism in Eukaryota, Viridiplantae, Streptophyta, Magnoliopsida, Brassicales, Brassicaceae. Bases 90 to 1205 code for a protein of 371 amino acids. Gene Ontology annotation, molecular function: protein binding. The record is from RefSeq and is a predicted model, not a curated record.
CGCUCAUGAACUCAUUAAGAAAAAUCGAGUCGAAUCCCUAAAUCCCCUCCUGAGUCGGAGAAGAAGUAGAAGAAAUCGAUUUCGUUUCGAUGUCGUCCCUAAAGAAGAAGACGAAGAAACGGUCGCCGGAAUCGACCCCAAUUUCAUCACUUCCCGAUGAUUUGGUAUUGAGUUGCUUCGCACGCGUCUCUAGAUUGUACUACCCGAUUCUCUCCUUAGUCUCCAAGAGCUGUCGAACCCUCGUUGCUUCACCGGAGCUUUACAAGACUCGAUCUUUCUUCAACCGCACGGAGAGUUGUCUCUAUGUGUGCUUAGAAUUCCCUCCUGACCCUAACCCACGUUGGUUUACACUCUACCGAAAACCUAAUCAAACCCUAACCAACAUCACCGAGAAGACAAAGAACUCAAGUGGGUACGUUUUGGCCCCAAUCCCAAAUCACCAUUCCCCUAGUGCGAGUCUCGUUGCGGUUGGGUCUAAUAUCUAUGCCAUUGGUGGAUCCAUUGAGAAUGCACCGUCUUCUAGGGUCUCAAUUUUAGACUGCAGGUCUCAUACGUGGCACGAGGCGCCAAGCAUGCGGAUGAAGCGGAAUUACCCAGCUGCUAAUGUUGUUGAUGGGAAGAUUUAUGUAGCAGGAGGCUUGGAAGACUUUGAUUCCUCUAAAUGGAUGGAGGUUUUCGAUACGAAGACUCAAACUUGGGAGUUUGUGUUGUGCCCUUUAGCGGAGAGAUUCGUAUACAGGAGCUUAGUGAUUGAUGGAGAAAUCUACAUUUUUGGGGAUAAGGUUGUGACCUACAAGCCAAAAGAAGAUAGAUGGGGAGAUGAAGGAGAGCAUCAGAGUAUGGAUUUAGGUUUGUAUUUUCAUUCGUAUUGCGUUAUAGAUAACGUUCUCUAUUGUUAUCGACCUGGUGGAAUCAAAUGGUAUGAAUCAGAGAAAAGAUCGUGGAGGAAGUUGAGGGGUUUGAAAGGAUUGUCUAAGCUUGCUAGUAGUUGUGUUAGGUUGGCGGAUUAUGGUGGAAAGAUUGCGAUUUUUUGGGACAAGUAUUCCCCUUCUAGUGGUUAUAAGAGUCAUAUGAUUUCGUGUGCGGUGAUUUCCCUUGGAAGUUGCAAAAAUCAGGGUAUUCGAGGAAAGGUUGAAUGGUUUGAUGAUAUGCUUACAGUCCCUAGCUCUUAUAACUUUGUGGGUGCUCUUGCUGCUACUCUUUGAUGAUUGCCAUGCGAGACAGAUUUAAAUGUGGUGAAUCUUUAGUGAUUUGUGGGAAGUAUAUCAUUUUGUUGGAUGAUUGUGUCUUGCGUUUCUUUAGCUGAAUGCUAUCGACAUCAUUUCUUUCGUAAACCUUUGAUGGUUCGUUUAUUUUGUUCUGCUUUAAGGCCUAUGAAAUGUUGUUUUGGUUGAAUAGAAAUUGUUCACUACUUUCAUGGGAAAAAGAAGUAAAGCAAGAUACACAUUUGAUUGUCUAGCUUACAAAUAAAUGGGUUUCUAUGUUGUAACGACUCAAUGAUGCAACUGGCUUUAUAACUGCACCCUCACCGGUUGAAACAACAGCUUGGUGGGACAGCGAAGUGAGAAUGUAUGUACUAUGUAUGCGAUGAGAGUAAGAGCCAAGAAUACACAAAGAACAAAGAGGUAAAAAGCCGGAAAAGUUUACUUUGUUUUUUGCUUAUAAACAUCUGCAGUCACUUGCUUGUAGCUAGAUAAUUAAGCUCAUUUUGUGACUUGUCUCUUUGAUAAACUCUUUGUUCCUAAACUCUUUCUGCUAUUGUCUAAUAUAUGCCUCUUGAGACUA